This is a messenger RNA of Linum trigynum, 1848 nucleotides long. NCBI's taxonomy places the organism in Eukaryota, Viridiplantae, Streptophyta, Magnoliopsida, Malpighiales, Linaceae. The record is from the annotation of a GenBank genome assembly.
AUCAAUGUGGUACAAGAUAAUUUUUAGAUGUAAACAAGGUAGAGGAAUAGGCAUAAGGGAAUCACAUGUCCACAAAACAAACAGAGUCGCGGUGUUUGACGUGGCGAUAAGGAGAGCCAAUGAGCUGCCUAUCUCCAGAUUACCAUUACUCCAUUACACGCCCUCUCAUCAACAUCUUCAUAAUCUAUCGCGCCACCUCACCUGCUUCUCCCACACUACCCAUUCCAUUUCUGUCUGAAUUUCAUUUUACUUCUGCCUCCUCCUUCGCCUGCACAGCCCAACCACAGAGCCGCUUUCUCCCAAAUCAAAUGGCCUUUACUUCUCAAGCCCACAACUACAUCUACCUCUCUUCCCUUCACCUCUCAAAUGGAAUAACUACAACAAGGAGAGGAAGAAGGAGAGCUCCAACAGCUUCAGUUCGUUGUAAGAUGGCAGCAACAACGACGGAGUACGAAGAGGGGCAGCUGGAAAUGCCCAAAUGGGCAGGCGAGACUCCCCUCUCUCGCCUAGUGGGUGCCAUGGUUUCUUUCAAGCCUCUCUACUCUCUUCUCAAGCUCGGCGCCCGGCAAGUUCUUAUCAGCACUGCCGAGAAGAAGAACAUUCAAUGGCGAGAAAUGACAAGGAAGAUUCUUCAAUCCGAUGUUCACAAGGAGAUGGACACCAUUCUCAACCCUUCCAUCCAGUACCCUGAUUAUUACCUAAGUCCCUUCCAUGCAUAUGAUGAGGGCAAUCUUUCAUGGCUGGCUGCAGCAGAGGCAGAACCAGCAACCAUGUCAAUGGUGUUCAGAGCGGUACCGAGCGCUUCCUCCGUAGAGGAAGCAAACGAAAUCGUUCGUGGAAAUUGGCUCCGUGCUAUUGAGCAGCAGCAUCAGCAAUACUCUGACAAUUCGACGAUUAGGGACAUUCUCGAUGUUGGUUGCUCCGUAGGCGUCAGCACAAGAUUCCUUGCGGACAAGUUUCCUUCGGCAAAUGUCACAGGGCUGGAUCUCUCGCCUUAUUUUCUCGCUGUAGCGCAAUUCAAGGAGAAGAACAGCGGGCACCCAAGAAAGAAUAUAGUAGGAUGGAUCCACGCUAAUGGAGAAAACACCGGCCUGCCUUCACAGUCAUUUGACGUUGUAUCCAUUUCUCUUGUGUUUCAUGAAUGCCCGGAAAGAGCAAUAGUUGCCAUAGUCAAUGAAGCAUUUAGGCUACUUCGACCCGGAGGAACCAUUGCACUGAUGGAUCAAGCGCCCAAGUCAAAGACCCUCCAGGAACUGUCGCCGGUUUUGUUCACGCUGUUGAAGAGCACCGAGCCAUUUCUAGAUGAGUUCUAUCUGACUGAUCUAAAUGGAAGUCUGAAGGAAGCUGGAUUCAUCAACAUUCAAACUGUUCUCACUGACUCUAGACAUAUGACGAUGACAGCCACAGUGCCGCCUCGUUAGCAGGUAUUCUAUGUGUGAUUGUCAGGUUGCUCCCUCUCUCCAUUCGUGGGUUCUUGUUUCCAUCAUGGAAUGAUAGGCGGACUGUAUAGGGUUCACCAAACUGAUAUGGUACAAACUACAGAGGACUGAACUUUUUUCUUUGUACUUGUUUGAUGUGCAUCAUUUUGGAAAGUUUUCAUGGUCUCUGAAUUGUAAGAAAUAGCGGUGGACAUAAUUAAUCAAAUUCGAGACAAUUAGAGAUGACCGCUUUUUCAAAUUUUAACUUCUUAACAAUCGUGACAGGUUCUUACAUUUGGGUGAAUCAUGAAAACUUUUCAGGAGGUUAUCAAUCUCUAUACUCGUUUAGAGCAUGCUUAAUUUUAGAGAUUUUACAAGAACUCAUGAAUUUAAAAAAAUGUCAGUUUUCUAUUAAAUGUUGGAUUAUUCC